Messenger RNA from Hemibagrus wyckioides, 3235 nucleotides. Its product is annotated as mastermind-like protein 2. NCBI's taxonomy places the organism in Eukaryota, Metazoa, Chordata, Actinopteri, Siluriformes, Bagridae. Gene Ontology annotation, biological process: positive regulation of transcription of Notch receptor target; Notch signaling pathway. Gene Ontology annotation, cellular component: nuclear speck; nucleoplasm. Gene Ontology annotation, molecular function: transcription coactivator activity. The coding region runs from base 516 to 3203 and encodes 895 amino acids. The transcript has 5 exons. The record is from RefSeq and is a predicted model, not a curated record.
CUCCCGCGUUUCUGCAGCAUUUGUUUAGGAAACGGGAGGAGGCGCAAGGAGCAGCGCGUUAGACGCAUUGGAAAGAGAAUGACGGGACAGCAGUGAGAUAUCUCCUUCACUCCGGAAGUUUCUGGCUUUGUGGAUUAUAGUAGGCUCUAAUUACGCUUAUUAUUUCGCGGUAGGAGGAUCACCGUACACACAGAUCCGUCUGUGGGCUGUGUUCGAGGUUUAUCGACUUUAACCUACUGCGAAAGAGAACUGCUUUAGCCUGGUAGGAGUUACACCUUGCGUUGGAUUUGCAACUGUCGUAAAUAUCGUGAGAGAAAGUGAUAACUUUGAAACUCACAUAUCGACAGGAGACUUAUUGCACAUGGAUUGUGAUUUAAUAAAAGUGUCGUGAUUAAGAGAGCCUCACGCCUGGCGAUGAAGAGCUUUGCCUAUGAGUAAUUUGCUUUAAGAUGCUCUGCGUUCUGCGCAAAAGGAGGCUGAAACUUCUGCGGUAAACGAGCACGGAACGGUGUGGAAUGGGAGAAGCGGCUCCGGCGCAGGCCACGGCUCCGGGUUUCCCCACCGUCUUGGGUUCUGUGGGUUCGGGCUCCAUGGCCUCAGUGAGCCCGGUGUCUGUGCACAGCGCUAUAGUGGAGCGGCUGCGCGCACGGAUCGAGCUGUGCCGCCGCCAUCACUCUGCGUGUGAGAACCGCUACGCGCGCGGUCAGGCUGAGAUCUCGGACCGGGAGCGCGAGGCAACCCUGCAGCUACUCAGUAUUGUUCAGCAGGGCGCUACGAACCGGAGAGGCAAGGAGAGGAGCGCGAGAGGAGGCGCGGCGCACGGGCCGGACGGAGCCAGGGCUAACGGAGAGCAGAAAAACCGAGAGACAGGGGAGGGAGAACCGAGACUGGCAACACGCAUAGCGCUCCAGGGGUCCCUUAGAAGAAAGAUUGAGGGGCAGCCGUCUGGAUACACCGCUAAUCAAAAUGGCCACUUCUCUGUGGGCCCUGUGCCAGACUUCAAGCGUCUUCGUAUGGAGACAGGCUCUCUUCGUCCUGGUGCUUGCUCUGUGGACGCAGGGCAGCCUCCAAGUUUAGCCGGGUCUAUAGCUCUGGGCCAGGUUCCUCGACGGAAAGAUCCCUUCAUGAUGGGCCAAGGUGUAGGCAGCGAUAUUUUCAACAUGACUCUCAGAGAUAUGAAGAAAGAACCGACGGAUAUUCAGACCUGCAGCCAGUCAUCAGCAGAUCCUGCAAUGAUGGUGUUUGACUUUAAAGAUGAGGGUGGAGGACAGAUUGACCCUGAACUCCAGGAUCUCUUUGAUGAGCUCACCAAGUCAGUACCACCUCUCAAUGACCUGGAGCUGGAGAAAAUGCUGAAACAAGAUGAUGACUUUGGUUUGGAUCUCGGUCGACCCAACUCUGCCGGUGCAGCCAAUCCCUGCCAUCAUUUAGAUAAACCAAUCAAAACAGAGUACUCACCUGAUUUUGGUCAAGCACCAGGAAGUUCUCCGCAGCUCAGGCCAGCAUCUGCCGGACCUUCCUUCUCAAUGGCCAACACUACUUUAUCAACUUCCCCCAUUGGGCCUGGGCAAAUGACCCACAAUCAUGUACCACAGACCUCGGGUUCAUCUUCAAGAGGACUACCUGCCUGGCCUGAGAUGUCACAUGCUGAGCAGCUAAAGCAAAUGGCAGCAAACCAGCAGCCCAAACAGCAGCCCAACACUCUCCUCCACCACCAACAAAACCAAGCUGGAGGAGUGAGAAACUGGUCCUCCACCAUGAGUGGCCACCCCAGUUCCUUUUGUCAGGAAACAAUGUCCAGCACUGGUUUGCUAAGCCAACCAAGAGUUAGCUCUCAGGGACCUGGUCAAGGCAAAGGCAUGCCCAACUGCCUCUUUAAGCCCAGUGGUUACAACCCAUCAAAUCCCACCGACAUGAAAGCUCACAGCAAUAAACCAAUGCUGCAUUUCACCCCUAAAGCAUCAGCUUCAACCACAAGCCAACAAAUCCCUCAUAUGGCUGGGUCGCAGAGCAAACAGACUCCACAGCAGCAGUCUACAGGAGGUCAAAACACGCAAUUCCAGUUGUCUAUGCAAUCAUCAUGCCUACAACCAAAGCCCCUGAGGCCUCCUCUUAACCAGCAUGGUCCUGGAAUCAAUUAUAAAAUGAACCAACAAAGACAGGGAUUGGCACCAGGGCCACGUUUCUCGGCAAAUGGUUGUCUGGUGACCCAGCAGCAGCAUCCGUCUGCACCUAGCACUCCGCAGAUAAAUAACGGCAAAGGACAGAGACAGCUAAGCCAACCUCAGCAGCACUCCAGUGAAACUGAGAAAUUCAACCCACAGGAUCAGUUUAACAGGCAUCUAACAAGACCUCCACCUGACUACAAACAACCACAGCAUCCCAACCUUUACCCAGGUCUGACAUCAUCCACAAUGACCAGUAACAACUCUGACCAGAGAGAGAUCCAGUCCAUCUCAUGUCAUAUACCCAAUGGCCAAGGAGUCAAAAUGACACCCAACUCUGGAGACAGAAUGUUUCCUAAUAGAUCUGAUCAUUCAGAAGUCCAAAACUGUGCAGGCCAACUACACCAACAGCCUAACAGCCAGAUGCAAGUUGGGAUGCAUCAAAACAAGCCACAGUUCCAGGGAAUUCUCCCGACCACACAGCAUGUAAGAACCAGCGCAAGCCAAGAUCCAACCCUUGGCCAAGGACUGGGAUGCAUGACCACCACUGGAAGCAGGGACGCUGCCAUUAGCUGGGAAAAUGUUGCAAAGCAACUAGAUGUAAAGAGACUUCCAGGUACAGUGCCAGCCCAGGGUGCACAAACUGAUGCUCACUUCCCACCGAGACAUAUUGGCCCACCAAAUCAGGUAGUGCCCCAUUCUGGACUGAUCCCUUUAAACCCUGGCAUUAGAGGAUCAGCUCCUAGAGCCAGCCAGCCUCGCAUACCCCCACUUCCUGGGAUCAGCAGACUAAACCAAUCCUCUCCCACACAACAGGGAUGCAUGAACACAUAUGGAGGCACAGCACAAAGCCCUGGUGCCUAUCAGAACAACCGUGCAGGCCGCCUCACGUUUGAUUUUCUGCAGGAUGGGGAUAAUACAGUACCAGGGAUCAAUGCAGACUCGGACUUCAUCGAUUCUCUGCUUAAGUCAGGUUCAGGCAAUGAUGACUGGAUGAAAGACAUAAACCUAGAAGAGAUUUUGGGUGGUAACUCAUGAAUGAGAGACUCAAAAAAAAAUACAAAUGAGAA